This is a messenger RNA of Lactuca virosa, 914 nucleotides long. The record is from the annotation of a GenBank genome assembly. NCBI's taxonomy places the organism in Eukaryota, Viridiplantae, Streptophyta, Magnoliopsida, Asterales, Asteraceae.
CUCAUAACCAGUCAAGAUUACGUUACACACAUCCCUCAGCGUUUCCCUUCCAAGCAAGCAAUUCCGUUGCUGUUAAUUGUUAUCACAAGAAAAUUAUGGCAGUUGCGAGUGCACCUUCGGCUCUAACAACGAUUCUUCAUCACUCACAAACUCCCAAAUCUCUUACCCUAUCGUUUACAACUAGGGCAUCCAUAUCUUCGGUUUCAGUUUCAAAUUCAAAUGGAUCUAUCAAGGCUAGGUUUGGAUCUUCAAGAGGAGGAGCUGGUGUGUUGGAACGACCUUCUUUUGAUCAAUCUCAGUUCGACCCUGCUACCCAAGUUCAAGAAGGUGGAGAUAUCGGAAGCGUAAGACACAAGAAAAACACUGGUAGUGGUGACAGUUACAGAGUGCUCUUGAUUGAUGAUGCACGUCAUACUGAGAAUCUAGUGGCAAAAGCAUUACCUCAGGCUGUUCCAGGUGUUACACCUGAUGAUGCAAGAAAACACUUCCAUGUAUCACGGGAAACUGGUCUCGCGGUUGUUCUAGUUACAGUCAAGGAGCAUGCGGAGUUCUAUGCCCAGAUGAUGAUGCGCAAAGGACUUCGAUCAACAAUUGAGCCAGAUUCGACUACUGUAUGAUUCGGGUCUAACAUAUUUCUAUAUAUAUUAUAUACAACUCUACCUUUUUAAAGGUUUAGAGUUUAGACUCAAGCUGUGUGUGAACUUAAUGAAGCAGUUCUCAGAAACCAAUUUUGAUAGUAGAAGAAUGAGUAUAGUAUAGACAUCGACAAACAGUAAAGUAGAUGUGUAAACUUGUUUGUAUUAUUCUUGAUGAUGAGCAUGGGAGUGAGUCAGUUUCCCACCUUUUUGGAUGUGAAUUGCGGUGUAUUGGUUUUCUAUUGAGCUCUAAAGCUAGAAAUAUUAUGUUGUAUUGGC